This is a messenger RNA of Trichobilharzia szidati, 3124 nucleotides long. Lineage: Eukaryota; Metazoa; Platyhelminthes; Trematoda; Strigeidida; Schistosomatidae. The record is from the annotation of a GenBank genome assembly.
CAGCUGUUGUGGAACCACAACGCCGGGCGUAUUUGAGACUACCCGAUAUAAGUCAAUGUAUUACAGACGUCUCAAGAAAUGCAGACUGGAGUGGAAGAAGCAUUUAGAAGAUUUAUAUUCCAAAUGUCGUGAAAGUGAACCGCAGCCAGAAAUUACGCCAGAAAACAUGGUUACUCCCCAGCAACUUGUCCUUCCAGUCCUUCCAGUUGAUGUUCCUUUGGAUACCAUUGCAUCUCCACCGUUAUUGGAGGAACACUUAACGACUGAACAACUGCCUGCAACUGAGAAAGCUCACCGCAGCGAGAGCACUGCAGCUGACGCUAUUCGCAACAUUGUCUACCGAUGCAAGCUAAAUAUGGCAAAUACUCGUAUUGUGCUGGAAGAAUUGAAGUCCCUGCAUCCUGAGUUGCCGACUAGCCCACGGACAUUGAUGAGGACUGAAGACUUUUUUCAACGGAGAGCAGUUGGUCCUGGGAUGUAUGUUCACAUUGGCCUUCGUCGUCAGAUUUUGUCUCGCUUACAAAAUCUGAAAUCUGAAGUCUCAGAGCCAAUUGGUCUGCAGCUGAACAUUGAUGGUGCUCAAAUUUUCAACAAUUCCAAAUUGCAGAUGUGGCCAAUACAAGGGAAGUUACUUCUGUCUGGCUGCGACAAGGUAUUCUUGGUAGGUGUCUACUGUGGUUCAUGUAAACCUUCAAGUAUACACACUUUUUUGAGGGACACUGUAGUAGAAUUAGAAUGCAUUUGUGCUAAUGGUAUCACAUUACCCAACAGCCAUUGCAUUGACAUCGUACUUAAGGGUGUCAUCUGUGACACACCAGCGAGAGCACUAGUUAAGCAAAUAAGCGGUCACAAUUCAACACAAGGAUGCGAUAAAUGUGAGGCUGUAUGCCGUCGUGCAAACAAUCGCAUGGUUUAUCCCACUACAUGUGCCGCUUUAAGAACUGACUCGUCUUUUCGCAGGCAAACGUUACAGUGUCACCAUAAGGGUAAAUCUCCGUUCGAGAAAUUGCAUGUCGACAUGAUCACUGUUUUUCCUCUAGACAGCAUGCAUCUCAUAUACUUAGGUGUAGUUCGCAAGUUGAUUGGCCUGUGGAAAUUGAAGGCCACAGCUAGGGAAGAUGGUAUGAAUAAUACUAUUUUAAACACUAUUAACUCUAGACUGCUAAGCUCACAUAAGUUGACUCCCUCUGAAUUCCAGCGUAAGUGUCGAACAUUAGAGGACGUUGACCGUUGGAAAGCAACAGAGUGCCGACUGUUUCUUUUAUAUUUAGGAGUGGUAUACUUGAAAGACGUAUUGCCACCUUGCUUUUAUCAUAACUUCUUCGAUUUAUUCCUGGCAUGCUACAUGUUAAGUCACCCAACUUAUUCUUCAUAUUACCUAGAUGACGUAAAAAACUUAUUGUUGAAAUUCGUUGGUAACUUUAAGUCAUUAUUUGGGGAUGAUAACAUGGUGUACAAUAUCCAUGGCUUACUUCAUAUUAGUGAGGAUGUACGACAGCACGGACCACUAGACAAUUUCUCAUGCUUCCCAUUUGAGUCUAACAUACGCUUCCUGCAGACUCUCGUUACAGGUCCCAAUAACCCAGCCGUCCAAAUAGGUAAACGUCUAGGAGAAAGAUACUUAGUGGAAGGGGACUCUGCCAAGUCAGAGAUGACUAAUAAUGCAUCUGUAAAUGUGUCUAAACAGACUGCAACUUUUUCCACUUUUAAAGUAAGCUCAUUUCCCCCCAACAAUUCCUUUGUGGUAGGCAAUAUACCUGGAGUUGUUUCUGAAAUUGUAAGCGAAAAUCAUUUUCGAUUUCGAGCUUAUAAGAAACCCCAGAGUUAUUUUGAACACCCACUGGAUUCUAGGGAUAUUGGAAUAUAUCAGGUAGACAACUUGGAGGGUGAGACAAGUAUUAGGACUUUCAGUGAAAUUCAGGCGAAGUGCAUUAGCUUGAGUCUUUUGCAUAACUCCGUUUUAAUUUCCAUAUUGCACACCUCUAAACUGUCGUGAUUUACUUAGUACUGCAGUUUACAGUGAGCCACAGUUAACCCCUAUCAAGGAUACAAGCAAACAGUGAGUUUACUUUUUUAUUUACUUGAUUAAAUUAUAAUACGCACACUUAUAUCAAUAUACGUCUUGCAAGACUUCCCUUCUCCCUAUGUACCUAUUUUCGUAUGUAAUAGUCGUACAUUAUUUGUAGAUGAGUAAGCAGUUCCUGUUAGUCAAGGUACCUGCCCUGAAUGAUGUAUUGAUUGUAAGCGAGGAGUGGGUGCUUGGAAAGGUCUUGAUGCUCCCAAAGUCGUAUUCGUGUGCAGAUGUCAAGAGACAUGCAGAGGUUGAUGUAGGUUCCACGCCUUACCAGUUCAAUCUGUUGGCACAAUUCAAUGAUUACGAGCAGGCAGUUAACUUGAAAAUUUUUAUUGAAGGUUCACAAACACGAAAUAUGGACUCCUCAUCUGAGGAUACUGAGCCUGCAAGCCAAGGCAGGGUAAACCGUGUAACCAAACCAACCAAAAAAGUUUUGGAGAACGCUGCUCCCUUCAACUACCCAUCUCGGUUGUUGGCUGACCCACAAUUUCAGUUGGAGACACCUGCUUUCCGAAAGCCAUCCACUGUGGCAAGAAAUGAGAGGUAUAAUACAGUUUACUUUUACAUUACUUUUCAUUUCAGUUUGUUGUGUGUCCCUUCAACUUCAACAGCUAACAUUCCUGUCCCCAUGGACAUGUAAGUUCAAUUUCAUUUAAAAAUAUUACUUGCAGGUGCACGAAGAAUGAGAAGUCAUGUGCCUGCACAUGUGGUUGUUUGGAAGAGAUAAGGGCUUUACGGUCACGUGUCUCAGCAGUUGAAGCUGAACUGUCACAACUGAAAGUGGUCGACAGCAUGGACAGCAAUAUCUCCUGUGUCAGUGCUGUUCAGACUUUGAAGAGUUGUGGCAGAUGGCAGUUGGACAGCGACAGCGUCAUGUCUGCGUUUGAGGCCAAACUGUCAGACGACGACUAUCGUCAUGCUGUGUCAGCGGAGCUAACAACUUUAGUAGACAGCAAUUUGCAAACAUCCGUUGGUCGCAUAAUGAAUGUGUUGCUGGAGCCCAAAUACAGCACACAUUUUUCAUGGGCUGGUACUAAAGAGAAAAAACAA